Camelus dromedarius (Arabian camel) is the source of this 524-nucleotide messenger RNA. It is a transcript of the gene S100A8, whose product is annotated as S100 calcium binding protein A8. Gene Ontology annotation, molecular function: calcium ion binding; calcium-dependent protein binding. The record is from RefSeq and is a predicted model, not a curated record. Lineage: Eukaryota; Metazoa; Chordata; Mammalia; Artiodactyla; Camelidae. Gene Ontology annotation, biological process: neutrophil chemotaxis; response to lipopolysaccharide; neutrophil aggregation. Gene Ontology annotation, cellular component: cytoplasm. The transcript is spliced from 3 exons. The coding region runs from base 173 to 454 and encodes 93 amino acids.
GGGAAACCAGAGGCUGUAGCAACCCUGGAAAGGAGCAGAUGCCUCCGAACAGCCUGAGGCCUCGGGCAGCUGGCCAAGUCUAGCUGCUAUAAAAGGGAGCGGACACUCAGCCGGGCAUAUCCUCUGGCAGCUCUGUUUCGAGUAGACCUGGUGGCGCAGAUCCUUGGACACCAUGCUGACAGAUCUGGAGGGCGCCAUAAACAACAUCAUCCAAGUCUACCACAACUACUCCUUGCUGAAGGGCAAUCACCACGCCAUCUACAGGGAUGACUUGAAGAAACUGUUAGAGACGGAGUGUCCUCAGUUUCUGAAGAAAAAGAAUACAGACACCUGGUUCAAAGAGCUGGACAUCAAUGAGGACGGCGCAGUGAACUUCGAGGAGUUCCUCAUCCUGGUGAUCAAGGUGGGCCUGGCAGCCCACGAAGACAUCCACAAAGACACCCACAAAGAGUAGCGGAGCUCCCACGCCCGGGGGCGGGGCCCGGGGCCUGUCCCCUUAGAGGAAUAAAGUAGUUCGUACCUCA